GAAGCAGUCAGAGGAAGCCGUCUGCCUUCCUGUCUCUGACAGCCGCGUCAAAGACAAAAAAAAUCACUAAACAGGCCCAAUUAAAGCUGAAAACCGUCUCCCUCUUCAGAUUCAGAUCUUCAAAUAGCAUCAGCCAUGUCGAAGAACACAGUGUCCGCCCGUUUCAGGCGGGUGGACGUGGAUGAGUACGACGAGAACAAAUUUGUGGACGAGGAGGACGGCGGAGAAAAUCAGUUGGGACCUGACGAGGCAGAGGUGGACUCCCUCAUCAGACAAGGGAAUCUCAUGGAGGCGUUACAUGCAGUCCUGAAGAACCCACCAAUAAAUACAAAGAAUCAGAACGUCAAGGAUCGAGCUGAGGGUCUAGUGCUGAAGGUGCUCAGUGCCUUCAAGAGCAGCGACAUCGAGAAAGCGGUGCAGUCGCUCGACAAGAACGGGGUAGACCUGCUGAUGAAAUACAUCUACAAAGGCUUUGAGAGACCUUCAGAAAACAGCAGCGCCGUCCUGCUGCAGUGGCAUGAAAAGGCUCUGGCUGCUGGAGGUGUGGGCAGCAUCGUCAGGGUACUAACGGCAAGGAAAACGGUCUAAAAGCAGACGGUCACAUCACUGACAUGCUGCACUGUUCCUCUACCAGAAGGCAUUGAAGCUGAAAGGAAAACCAGAUGUUCUUUUUACCCACUGAGAUGCUGAUUUACUUGAGGCAAAAAUGUAGGACUUGGAAAUGUGGAUCAAAGUGGGUUUGAAAGCUGAUUUUCUUUUUUUUUUUCCUUCUUUUUCAAUCAUCACAGCCUAAAGUCCUCACAGGGUGCUAAAAAUACCUUCCUACUACAUCUAUGUGCUGACCCCUUUCCACCAGUGAUUCCCAACUCUGAGAUCUGGGUUUGUAAAAAGCAGAUCUGCAUUUUAGCAGAUCUGCUAAAAUGCUAAAAUCUCUGGUUGCUCACCAGCAUUUUAGCAGAAACGCUGGUGGAACUUCAAUAAUCAAACCUUUUCUGUUCAUAUUUCUUCUGCAUUAUGUUGUUUUAGCUUCACAUCAGAGUGAAUAAAAGCAGUAAAUCCUCUGAGUGUAACACUCGAGCCGUGGGCGUCUGCAGAAAAGCACAGUUACAGAUGGCGGGUGAUAAUAUGAGCGGGUCGGCAUUCACCCUGGGGGGCAGCUGGGGGAGGAUUAAUACCCACGAUGCAUCUCAUGGUAAUCCCACUUUGCAGUUUUCUCACAUCCAUAUCCUCCCCUCUGCUAUUGAACAGGGCUUUGUGUGGCUAAACGGUACUGUUUUCAGGAAACUAUGUCGCAAUGAGAAUAUUUUAAGAUUAAUUUAACCUUAAAAAAAAUUUGCAUUAUUCCUUACUUUGUAAUUUUCCUCAUCCCCACUAAAUUGAAAUAAAAAAAACAGUUUUCCACAGAAAGCUUUUCUGUUGCAGAUUAGAUUUUUGUUUUGCCGUACAUCUAGAGGGGAUUUAAUUGAGCUGUUUAUAGUCUGCAUGAUCCCAUUUUUUAAAUUUAAAAUUAUAUGUUUCAUACCUGUCUUUUCUACAUAUCUUGUUUUGACACAAAUUAAAUAUUUUUGUGUGUUAAGCUUCAAGUUAAUUUCCUGCUUUACAUGUUUUAAAACAUCCUCUUGACUGUCGAUUCUUUAAAAACCAGAAAGUAACAGCAAGACUGACUAAAGUACAUUUUAUAAGAUGUUUUGUCUGCCUCAUAGGGUAGACUAUCUGUUGCCAAAUCCUUUGUUUUUCUUUAAUCUUAAUUAAGUAGCCUACUUAGGUGGCUAUUAGCUGAGCUUGUGUAUCAGAUGCAAGGUCUGUUGUGAUUCAACAUGUUGCAGUUUUGAGAAAAGCCUCCUCAGUGUGUAAACACUCAGUUUCAUCCAGUAUUUUACUCUCUGGUUGCUAUUUGAAUAUGGAUUAUGUUUUAAUUUUGUAAUCAAUUAUGAUGCAUCCAAACAUUAGGUACAGUUUCUAAUGCAGUAAUAAGACUUGACAUGAAGCCAGAGUUGUCUGAUGAGUUCCUCUGCUUUAUGUAGUUCUUUUGUGAUGCUCUUGAAGCCUGGAGGUGAGAAGACAAGGAACAGAGCAAACCUAUGUGCUAACUGCCUUACUCAAAUGUUUCUUUUUUAUGUUUGUGCUUUUUUUUUGGAAACAAUAAAAAGUAUGACUGCUGAUCAUA
This is a messenger RNA of Poeciliopsis prolifica (blackstripe livebearer), 2167 nucleotides long. RefSeq names its product actin related protein 2/3 complex, subunit 5B (gene arpc5b). The coding region runs from base 136 to 588 and encodes 150 amino acids. The record is from RefSeq and is a predicted model, not a curated record. Gene Ontology annotation, molecular function: actin filament binding. Gene Ontology annotation, biological process: cell migration; regulation of actin filament polymerization; Arp2/3 complex-mediated actin nucleation. Gene Ontology annotation, cellular component: actin cytoskeleton; cytoplasm; Arp2/3 protein complex. Lineage: Eukaryota; Metazoa; Chordata; Actinopteri; Cyprinodontiformes; Poeciliidae. The transcript is spliced from 4 exons.